Phytophthora sojae is the source of this 3096-nucleotide messenger RNA. RefSeq lists its product as hypothetical. The coding region runs from base 1 to 3096 and encodes 1031 amino acids. Gene Ontology annotation, molecular function: catalytic activity. Gene Ontology annotation, biological process: trehalose biosynthetic process. The transcript has 5 exons. Gene Ontology annotation, cellular component: cytosol. The record is from RefSeq and is a predicted model, not a curated record. NCBI's taxonomy places the organism in Eukaryota, Oomycota, Peronosporomycetes, Peronosporales, Peronosporaceae.
AUGCCGAUGCCAAUGCGCUCGCCGCCCAAGACGGUGCUGAUCGUGGUGAACGUGCUGCCGCUCGUGUUCGAGCGCAGCGAGGCGUCCGCCAGCGGCUGGAGCGUCUCGUGGGCCACGGGGGCCACGGCCAUGCUCUACCGGACGCUCGUAAGGGACGCGGACCAGUACUCGCCGCUCUUCAUCGGCUGCCCGGAGGUGUUCGUGGCCAAGAGCGAGGAGGCGGCGCUGGAGAAGCAGCUGCUGGCGCUGCGCUGCGUGCCCGUGUUCCUGGAACCGCCCGUGGCGCACCGGUACUUCCAGGGCUUCUGCAAGGGCGUGCUCUGGCCCGUGUUCCACAACGUCGUGGACGUCUACAACUCGGCCGAGCUGCAGCUGGACUGCGAAGAGAAUAAGAAGAAGAAGAGGGACCACUCGUGGUUCGGAGGCGGCAAGAAGGAGGAGAACUCGGGCGUCAAGAGCGCGUGGUGCGACCCCGUGUCGUGGAACCCCGCGGCCCAGGACAUGUGCUGGUCCGACUACUGCAGUGUGAACAGGACGUUCGCGCGUCGAGUGGUGGAGAGUUAUCAUGACGGGGAUCUUGUGUGGCUCCACGACUUCCACUUCUUGAUGCUGCCGUCGUACUUGCUGCGUCGCCUGUGCACUGCGAUCGUGACGAUGUAUUUGCACGUACCAUUUCCAUCAAGCGAGAUCUUCCGAUGCCUUGCAAUGCGCACGGAGAUCCUUCGUGCGAUGCUGUGUGCGGAUCACAUUGGAUUUUUGAUCUUUGAACAUGCGAGACACUUCCUCACGAGUUGCAAGCGGCUGCUGGGACUGGAUUACAAGACGUGUCCGAAUGGAAUGCUGGUGAUGGAGUACAACGGACGCAAGGUCCACAUUUCCUGCUCGCAUGUCGAGCCUGAUGUGACGCAUUUGCAUGAAAUGCUCGACCAGAACCAAGCCGAUGCGAAUGGCGCUGCGCUGGACUUCGCUGAGCACGUCAAGAAUGCCAUCACAGCAGGGAGAGACCCAACGCAGCACCGACUGGUGAUCGGAUCUGUUGAUCGCUUGGAAGGACUCACGGCCAUCCCAUUGAAGCUCCGAGCUUUUGAUCGCUUCUUAGCGACUCACCCGGAUAAACGAGGGUCCGUGGUGCUCGUACAAAUCGGGAUCGCUCUUGACUCCAGGCCCAACGACUACCACCGAACUCGUGAGUACGUUCUGAAGUUCACAGAGGAGAUAAAUCGCCGGUAUGCACCUCCUGGAGGCGUCGUGGUGUACUUUGAGGAGAAGCGGAAGACCACGUGUGCUGAGCGAGUGAUCCUAUGGCGGAUGUGUGACGUCUACCUGGAUACUUGUGUUCGCGGAGGGCUUUCGUUACUGCCUUUCGAGUAUAUGAUCGCUCAACACCGAAACAUUUUGAGCAAAUCCAGAGCUUCGACUGGGUGGAGCAGCCCGCGUGGGAGCGCGGAUGUUGGCGGUCUGGAUCGCAGUUUCGGCAUCAUGAUCGUGUCGGAGUUUAGCGCCUACAGCCGCAUACUGAGCGGUAGUCUGGCGGUGAACCCGUGGAAGACAGACGACAUGGCUGCUGCGUUCGCGAAAGCCUGCUCGAUGAGCUACUACGAGAAGCACAAUCGAUUCUACCUGAACUACAAGUUUCUGGUGGGGAAAUCCGAUGCGACGCCGUGGGGUGAACGACUUCUAGCCGACAUUGAAGCUGUGACUGACAAGACACGAGAUGCCUCGUCCGGAGAAGUUGUUCAAGUCGGCUUUGGGUUCGACUUCCGAGUUAUGCGGUUCGAGUCUGGCUUCGUGAGCCUGGAUGUCGACGAUUUAGUCAAGAAAUGCACCAGUACUUCGCGUCGCCUCUUCAUUCUGGACUAUGGCGGAACCUUGAGCUCGACUGCUAGCAUUUUGGACGAGGAGGGAGCUCAGUACUCGUAUCGAGGUGAAUGCGCUGAUCAAGUUCUACAGACUUUUGACGUGAGCGAUCGGUAUGGUGGCGAGUGUACCGUUCAAUCCGCUGCUCGGUACAUUGACGGGAAAGUUCGCAAGCCGAUCUCGGACGAAACGCGGGCUAAUCUGCGGACACUGUGUGCCGAUCCGUGCAACAUCGUGUUUAUCACCAGCAACACCCAGCGUGAGGCGCUUGAGACCCAAUUUGGUUCCAUUCCGAACUUGAAUCUCAUUGCCGAGAACGGAUUAUUCAUCAGGAAAGCUGGCAAAGGGGACUGGGAGUGUGUCUGCGAUGAGGACAAGCGGACAUUCGACUGGAAAGAUGACGCGAAACGCGUUAUGCGGGCGUAUGCAGCGCGAACAAACGGUUCCUUCCUUGUCGAGAAUGCGGCGUCGCUAUUGUACGAUUACCGUAACAGCGACCAAGAGUAUGGCGAGAUCCAGUCACUGGAACUUUGCGCUCAACUUCGACACAUUGUGGAGAGCGGUGAGGCAACGAUCAACCGUGCGAAGGGAUACGUGGAGGUGCACCAGUCUGGAGUCAGCAAGGCUGUGGCGGUAUCUUUGGUUCUGAAGGUCCUGAAAGAGCAGGUGGAUGUACCAGAGUUUGUCUUUGUCGUGGGCGACGACGACUCGGAUGAGAAAGUGUUCCAGGCUGUUCACGCUUUUGCCGAGAAUGAGCCGAAACUCGAGCACGUUGUGACGUGCACAGUGGGGAAGAAGCCCAGUACUGCGAAGUGCUACGUGCUCUUCAUGCCAUCGGCGUUCGGGUACGCUAGCGUUGUGAGGCCAUUGACCCCCUCAUCACUAUCACUACGCUUACAAAACCUUUAUCUCGUACCACAGCUCCGCCUCUCCAGCUCUCGCAUCCGCUUAUUCCAGCAGCCUCGCACGUACUGCCGCCAGUUCCUCAAGCAGAAGCGUCUCGUGUCCAAGGAGUUCCUGCAAUCCCUGGAGCGGGAGACGCGGUCUCUGUCCAUGCCCUCAAAUGGCUCCGCCAGCGUGACCAUGGGCCCCGACAUCGACGAGUUCUUCGCGCCAAGCCCAAGCGAAGCCUCGUCCACCAACUGGGCCGCACUCGGCGCCGCCGUGCUCGCUGGUUGCGUCCUCGGCGCCGUCGCUACGUCCGAGCGCCACCGCGUGCUCCGUCGCUUCUUCACCUAA